GGGCAGCAAUACCGUCUCGCGGUACUUGCCGCCCUCUGAGUCCUUCUGCUGGUUUCUGGCCCCGCUGGUGGUGAUGGCCCUCUGCAAGAAGCUCUUCGUAGUCCCCAGCCAUCCCAGACCCCACGGAGGUCGGCGCAACCCACCCACGCCUCCGGCUGACGCAGCUGUAACAGCAGUCGCCGCCGAGGCCUGGCCAUGUCUCAGGCCCCAAAGCAUGGCGAGGAGGCGGGGGCGAGAGAGAGGAUACCUGCUCCUGGCAGGGACAGAGGAGCCGCGCUGCCCCGCCCCAGGAUCUCAGAAACAACCCCUGACCCCACUCUACUCAGGCACGACGCACGCGCUAGAGGCGCUUCGGAGCGCAUGCUCAGUCUGUUCCAGUAGCUGCCAAAACAGUCUUGCGCUCCCAUCUGGGUCUUGGGGGGAAAAGCAGAAGGUAGACGUUAAUCACUCUAUGUUAAUCAUGGCUUCCAGUCCAACUGUCUUGAUCCGUUUGGUUGCUUCUGCAUAUUCUAUUGCUCAGAAAGCUGGAAUGAUAAUCAGAAAUGUGAUGGCUGGGGGCGACCUUGGAAUUGUGGAGAAGACAUCCUCAAUAGAUUUACAAACCAAAGCUGACCGACUGGCACAGAUGAGUAUAUGUUCUUCAUUGGCACGGAAAUUCCCCAAGCUAACAAUAAUAGGAGAAGAGGAUCUGCCUGUUGAAGAGGUAGAUCAAGAUCUGAUUGAAGAUGGUCAGUGGGAGGAAAUUCUGAAGAAACCUUGCCCAACACAAUAUAGUUCUAUCAAAGAGGAAGAUCUUGUUGUAUGGGUUGAUCCUGUGGACGGUACCAAGGAAUACACUGAAGGUCUUCUGGACAAUGUAACAGUUCUUAUUGGGAUUGCUUAUGAAGGAAAAGCAAUAGCAGGAGUUAUUAACCAACCUUACUACAACUAUCAGGAAGGAAAAGAUGCCGUGCUGGGGAGGACAAUCUGGGGAGUUUUAGGUUUGGGUGCUUUUGGGUUUCAGCUGAAUGAAGUGCCUGAUGGGAAACAUAUAAUUACCACAACCCGUUCUCAUUCCAACAAGUUGGUAAAUGAUUGCAUUUCUGCUAUGAAUCCUGAUGAAGUUCUCAGAGUGGGAGGAGCAGGAAAUAAGAUCAUUCAGCUGAUUGAAGGCAAGGCAUCUGCUUAUGUAUUUGCUAGUCCUGGCUGUAAGAAGUGGGAUACUUGUGCUCCAGAAGUUAUUUUACAUGCUGUAGGAGGCAAAUUGACUGAUAUUCAUGGAAAUGCCCUUCAAUACCAUAAGGAAGUAAAGCAUAUGAAUUCUGCUGGUGUCCUUGCCACAUUGAGGAAUUAUGAUUACUAUGCAGGCUGUGUUCCAGAGACUGUUAAAAAUGCACUUGUACCAUGAAAAUCAUAUUAUUUGCUUGCCAGUGAAAAAUUUGAUAUUCAACUUAAUAAAUUUUUAAAAUUAUGAAAAUAGAUUUAGUUUUGUUUUUUAUCAUUAUUGAUUAAUGAUACUUUUUGUACACUAAGAGCAGCAUAAAUAAUUAAUGAAUUCUCUUAAAUUUAUAGUUCCAGUUUUGAAAUGUAAAGCAUCAAUUUGAAGCUGGUAAUCCAGAUCCAUGAAACAGUCAAAUUAGAAUCCUAGUGCUCACCUUUGAUUUGAUACCUAGUGACUCAUGGCAGAGUUUUGACCAAUAUUUGAUUAUUGUUUUCCCUUUUAACAGUAGGGAUAAAAAUUAAAGGUUCAGUUUUGGGCACUGAUAAUAUUCUGUCAGAAUUUAAUUUACGACACAAAGCAUAGAUAUUACAGGAAUCUUAUUUUGUUGAAUGACCUUAUGUUUAAAAUUAUUGUGAUUUUAACCAUUAGUACUAUAAAUGUUAUAUUAUUUAUGUUGGUGAAAUAAAACCUUGAUAAUAAAA
Molecule: messenger RNA, 1902 nt
Organism: Monodelphis domestica (gray short-tailed opossum)
Lineage: Eukaryota; Metazoa; Chordata; Mammalia; Didelphimorphia; Didelphidae
Source: RefSeq, a predicted model, not a curated record